AUGGCCAACACCACAAGUCUGACUGCCACAGAACUCGCAGGCUCGGUGGGCUUGAUCCUGGCUGUUCUCGUGGAAGUGGGGGCCCUGCUGGGCAACGGGGCACUGCUGGUCGUGGUGCUGCGCACGCCAGGACUACAAGACGCGCUCUACCUGGUGCACCUGUGCAUUGUGGACCUGCUGGCGGCCGCCUCCAUCAUGCCCCUGGGCUUGCUGGCUGCACCUCCUCCAGGGCUGGGCCGCAUGCGCCUGGGGCCCGCGCCGUGCCGCGCUGCACGCUUCCUCUCCGCGACGCUGCUGCCGGCAUGCACGCUCGGCGUGGCCGCGCUCGGCCUGGCGCGCUAUCGCCUCAUUGCACACCCGCUGCGGCCAGGCGGGCGGCCUGCGGGGCUGGUGCUUACCGCUGUGUGGGCCGCCGCAGUACUCCUGGGCGCGCUGUCCUUGCUUGGGCCGCCGCCUGCCCCGCCGCCGGCUCCAGCGCGCUGCUCUGUCCUAGUCGGGGGCCUCGGACCCUUCCGACCACUCUGGGCGCUGCUGGCCUUCGCUCUGCCCGCGCUUCUGCUGCUCGGCGCCUACGGCAGCAUCUUCUUCGUAGCGCGGCGUGCCGCCCUGCGUCCCCCACUGCCCGUGCGCGGAGCCCGGCUGCGCUCGGACUCUCUGGACAGCCGCCUCUCCUUCUUGCCGACCCUCCGGCCUCGCCUGCCCGGGGGCAAGGCGGCCCUGGCCCCAGCUCUGGCCGUGGGCCAAUUUGCAGCCUGCUGGCUGCCUUAUGGCUGCGCGUGUCUGGCGCCCGCGGCGCGGGCCGCAGAGGCUGAGGCGGCAGUCACCUGGGUGGCCUACUCGGCCUUUGCAGCUCAUCCCUUUCUGUACGGCUUGCUGCAGCGCCCUGUGCGCUUGGCGCUGGGUCGCCUCACCCGCCGUGCUCUGCCCCAGGUCCCCAAAGCCUGGCACCCUCGGGCACUCCUGCAGCGCCUCAAGGGACCACCAGAAGGCCCUGCCCUCGGCCCUUCUCAGGCACCCCAGCAGGCUCGAGAAUUGGGAGGACCGAGCCCACACCUGCCGGAAACGACUUGAGAGC
Molecule: messenger RNA, 1075 nt
Organism: Octodon degus (degu)
Lineage: Eukaryota; Metazoa; Chordata; Mammalia; Rodentia; Octodontidae
Gene: Gpr62
Product: G protein-coupled receptor 62
Exons: 1
Coding region: 1-1071 (356 amino acids)
Biological process (GO): G protein-coupled receptor signaling pathway
Cellular component (GO): endosome; signaling receptor complex; plasma membrane
Molecular function (GO): G protein-coupled receptor activity
Source: RefSeq, a predicted model, not a curated record